Messenger RNA from Saccharomycodes ludwigii, 5400 nucleotides. RefSeq names its product Tho2p (gene THO2). Bases 1 to 5400 code for a protein of 1799 amino acids. NCBI's taxonomy places the organism in Eukaryota, Fungi, Ascomycota, Saccharomycetes, Saccharomycodales, Saccharomycodaceae. Gene Ontology annotation, biological process: mRNA processing; mRNA export from nucleus. The transcript has a single exon. Gene Ontology annotation, cellular component: THO complex part of transcription export complex. Gene Ontology annotation, molecular function: mRNA binding. The record is from RefSeq and is a predicted model, not a curated record.
AUGAAUAUUAAUAAUAUUGUUUCUUCAAUAUCUUUCAACAACGAAGAGUCCAACGCUGAAAUAUGUUUUGAUUCAACUUUUUUUGAAAACUAUGAAAGUAAUUUUACACAACUAGUUCAAAACUUAAAUGAAGUCAACUCACUCGACCCAGACAAAUAUUCAGAUAGAAUCAAUGAAGUUUUUUAUGAUAUAUUCAAAGCAUAUGAAAACAAUGAACAUGAUUUUAAAUUAUCAACAAAGUUGAUUGAAUUGGCUAAUUCAAUGUUACUUAAACUAGAUAAUAAACAAAAGGUCUUGUCACUUUUUAUCUCGAUGCUAAAUUCUUUCCCAUUAGAGGUCCCGAUGCUUUCAAAUAUGAUUCAAGGGUGUUCUGCCUUAAAAGAAGGUGGUAUUUUAGCAUAUUUUUUUAAUGAAAAAUUCUUAAUGAAAAUUGGAAUUUUCACGGACGCAAAUAAUAAAAUAUUCAAGAAAAAGUUGGUCAAUGAAAAAUAUGUGAUUCCCAAAUACCACAUGCUCUUUGAGAAUAAUCGUGGCUGGUCGGAAUUGCUAACUUUGUUUUAUUUAGCAUUUCAAGAUAAUCAAAAAGCUUAUAAGAUUGAUUGUUUUUAUUCUAAGCAUCUAGAAAAUAUUAUUGGGAAGUACCAGUUAGAUACACUCAAAGUUUUGGAAGUCAUCUUGGAUAUUUUUUUGCAGCAAGAAUACACUGCCUGUAAUUCCGAAUUUAUUGUUAAAUUAUUGAAAAACUCUAUAUUUUGGCCGGAAAAAGAAGCCAAUUUAGAACAUUUGGAUCAAGAGGGUGGUAAUGUUAUUGCAGCUAAAAUUUUGGUAAGUAAACUAAUAUUUGAACAAUAUUGUCAAAGAAAAUGUUUUUUAAUUAUUGCAAUUUUAAUGAAAGUUGGCUUCGUUUCAUUUGCGUCAAUUUACAACUUAUUAACACCAACUGAUGACUCCAUUCACAAGUAUUUAGAACUUCGUAAGAAAGAAUUACAGGAAGAAGGCGCUAGGGUUUCCCAAGCAAGUAACCCAUUAGCUACUGCAGCUCCAUUAAGUAAUGAUGACGGAGGUGAUAAUGACACAACUCGUUCAAGCAACUUGUCAAGUGAUACCAACAACAACAAGAAAGAAGGUUCAGAACCAGUUUCCGAAGAAACCAAGGAUGAAAAUGAAUCGAAACUAACUAGCGUUCAUGAGAAAGAAGAACUAGGUACACUAGUCGAAAAAUCUUUAAAAGUAACUUUUUUAGAAUUUUUACUAGAAUAUGGUUGCUAUUGGCCUUCAAUAUAUUUACUAAGAAAAUUUCCAUUUUUGAUAGAGAUAAAUGAAAACUUGGGUCCUUUAAUUUGUAGAAUGUUCAAUUACCUCAUAGACGACUUGUAUAAAAAGUGUGUUAAUGGUACUAAGUUUAUUGGAUUACAAUCCAACCUAAUAAAAGCUUCAAUUUCAGAUGGAUUUAUCGACAAACUACCGCAAUUUAUGGUUAGUGAUUCAAUUUCAGAACCUAUAUUCGUUAGCCAACCGCCUUCAGAAUAUGAAUACUUUUAUUCAGAAUGGCCAGAUAAUUUAACUCAGGUUAAUAAUAUAAAUGAUUUUUUCCGUAUAUCACAUGAACUAUUAUUUACGAUUGUUCCUAAAAUGAACAUUGCUGAGGGCCCAACUAUUAUUUCCAAAAUUGUUAGUAUUGCUAGUUACCACUUAAAUCAAGAUGGCUCAAGUGGAAAUUUAGACAAGUGGUUCGACUACACUCGUAAAUUUUUAUAUCCAUGCACCUGCUUUUUAGACACUGUAUCAAUUAAUUUAAUUUACAGGAUUCUUUAUAAAUUCCCCUUUGAACUAAGAUUUCAAUUAUAUCAUGAAAUGAUGAAUAAAUUAUCUUCCGAUAACUUGUUUAUAACAUUAGAAUAUAGGAAACACGAAAAAUUAUCCAAAUCGGCAUUGAAAUCCUUAAGUGUGGAAAACGAAUAUACCCAAAUGAGAAAAAUUUCUAACUUAGCCAAUGUGGAUCCUUUGGCUGUUUUAAACUCUGUGGUUUCUCAAAUUGAGAAUUAUGACAAAGUUGCCUCCUUAAUUGUGUCUGGCUCGUCUUAUUUUAGCCACUACUGCUUAGACGUUUUCCAAUAUGUUUUAUUACUGCGUUUGGCUUCUAGAAGAACAACUGUGCAAAGUGAUGGUAUAAACAUGGCUAUGUGGGUCCAAAGGUUAACAAUUUUCAUUUCUGAACUGAUUAAACACUGCCCUAGUUUUGAUCCAGUAAACAUUAAUAAUUAUAUAAUUAAAAUGUUGGUGAAACAAGAUUUUGUUUCCAUAACUUUAUUGAAAGAAAUUGUUGUUCGAGUUACCGGUAUUCAAAACCUAAAUGAUAUUAAUGAGAAUCAAUUAUAUAUGCUAAAUGCUUCUGAUAGUUUAAAGCAUUCCGGAAGAUCGGCGAUCCAUGAUAACAGAUACAAACAAAAAACACCCACGGUCUCGUAUUUGCAAAGUUUUGUCAGAUGCCAGCCUGACUCAAUCUCAAAAACAAUUAUAUUACUUUACAAGUUUCUUUCCUCUUUAAACUCCAAGGAAUCCCAUUAUAAAAUUUUAUCCUCAAGGUAUGACGAAAUAAUAACUUUGUUAUGGUCUUUUAUUGAAAUGUGCCAGUAUUUUUUAAGCACAACUGAGUAUGAAAGCAAUGUAUUAUCGUUUAGUAGACUAAUUAAUGAAAGACGAGUACCAAUUACUUGGGCUUUCCAUAUUUGGAGGGAUCAUUACAGUACUAUGGGCCUUGACAAAUUUAAUGAGGAAUUAGGAAAAGCAGACUUUGAUAUUAACUUUGUUGAUAUUUCAAGAGAUUUCUAUACCGAAUUUUGGAAAUAUUCUUUGUACGACAUUCACUUUGACGAACAGCUGUACAACGUUGAGAUAUCUAGACUUGUUGAUUUUUAUGCUAAUAAACCAAUGGAAAGGGAGCAAGAAAAAAGACUCAAGAGUUAUGUGCUUAAUGAUUUGCAAGAACAUAAGGCCAUCUUCGAACAAAGGCUUUCUCAAUUAUGCGUUUUGAAAAAUGAUUGUUUCCCCAAAAAUUUAACAACAGGGAAUAUUAAAUCUCUAUUGGGAUAUUGUAUCAUUCCAAGAGUAAUAUUUAGUAAUAGUGAUGCUUUGUAUUCCGCAGAAUUUUUAUUUGCUUUGUUUGAGAAAGAUGAGUUAUUUUUAAUUUAUAACUUUUGGUUUAAUUCUGGUAUAUUUAGGUCACUACUAUUCAGUAGUACUGUCCUAGAAUCUGGCAAUAUUGGUAUUUUUGUUAAAAAAUCCUUGGAAAAAUUUGAAAUUUGGAGAAAAACUGGUAAGCUAACUAAUGAUGAAUCGAAAAAUUUGUAUAAAUGGCAUGCCAAUUUAAUAGCUGUAGUUUCGAAAUUAUUGGGCGAGUCAAACUACAUGUCGAUUAGGAAUUGUAUUGAGUUUUUGAAGCAAAUUAUCAUGGUAUUUCCUAUAUUAGAUAUUCAAGUUGAAGAAUUAAUUAAGCAUAUUAACUUUCAAUUAUUGUCAGAAAAAAGGGAGGAUAUAAUUCUACCAAGUAAUGCACUAUUGGGGUUUUUAAGAUCUCGUUUAAGAAAUCCAAUUAAGCUAUCUGAUUUUUAUAAACUUUCAGAAGAUGAGAAGGAAGAUUAUCAAAAAAUAUUAAAGUCUGAGGAGAUUUUAACAGAAUAUGAAAAGUUAAAAAGCAAAGAAAGGUCUAGUGAUUUUAAUAAUAUUAGUACAAAAAGGAGUGUACCAGAACAGUCUUUUGAAAAUAGUACUCUUACAAAAAAGAGAAAACUGGAUUCGGAUACUACUAUAUUACCACAAGAAAAAACUAAGAAUGGAGAAAAUGAUAUGAUUGCUGUAACUACUCCAGAAAGUGAACAUUUAAGUAAUACUUCCGCAGGAAUAGAUAAUAAUGAUAAGGCUAGCCCAACUGCUGUGGACACGACUGUGACAACCAAUAAGCCAAAUAUGACAUCUAUUCCUUUUAACGCAGCACAGAAAGAAAGCAUGAUGACAGCCAAAGGGUCUACAACUGGUACUACUCCGGAUCUUGGAGCUAACAACAGUGCUAACACUACAACUGCACUCAAUAUUGAUGAAAACAAAGAGGAAACAACGGACAAUACAUGUUUUAGGAAAAAUGAUACUAAUUUAGAAUUGGAUAGUAAUAUAAAAAUCGCAAAAAAGGAUGUUGACAGCAAAUUAAAUGAUCAAGAUGAAAAUACUACUGCCGUUUCACGUACUGCUAUCACUGUUUCUAAUACAAUCACAAGCGGGGAUGUUUCACCAUCGCCAUCACCAGCAGCAGAUAACAGCGAUGUAUCUGGUAAUGUACAUGAAAGUACCAAAAGAAGUAGUUUAGGUGCUAACACUUUUGCUACUAAUGUAAAUAAAAACUCUAACGAUUUCCAACCAAAAAAUAGAGCAUACUACAGGAACUAUUAUGCUAGAGAAUACGAUCACGGUUCCAAUGCAGCAAAAAUAAUAAUUGAUUUAAUGGAUGAUUUUGCAAAUUUUGACUUGGUUGCGGCCUUUAAAAGGCUAGAUGACGUUAGAAUUUUUGAAAGAUUUUACAAUAGUUGUUUUGAAAAAACAAAGAAUAAUACAGAUAUUACCAAAUUUAUAUUUUCUAUUGUUUGGAAUAAGGUUAUAAGCUAUGAAAACAAUCCAGAGACUACCCGUCUAAAAUCUGAAUUUAAUAAUGUAAUCUUUCUUGAAUUUGCACUAUAUUUUCAAAAUGAUAGGGAGGUGCUACUUAAGGAAUUAGAACGGGUUAAUGCUACUGUAUACAACGGGGAGAUCCAGAAAAAAACGAGCUCUGCUAGGAAAAAUAACGAAACUAGUUAUAGUAGAUUUGAUAAUCAAGGAAUAAAACGUGAUUCCGACCAUGUAAGUAGAUUUGCUUAUAGGAAUGACAAUCGUGUUCAUACAAAUAGCAGAGAUUACAAAAAUGAUUACAAAUCAAACAGUAGGAGUGCAAAUACAAGUGACAACAGCAACCAUAAUAGAAGAGAGUAUUUAUCAGAGAAAAAAGAUGUAACUAGCAUUGCAAAUUACAAUAUGAAAGUCAGCAGUAUUGAUACUUUGACUGGCAACGGUGACGGAGGUAAUGGAAAUGAUGAUAAUGACAACAAUAGCGGUCGUAGUCACUCCCAACAAGAUGCCAAUUCCGGAUAUGGUCGUUCUUAUGAUGCUAACACCACAUCUUCGGUAUCAUCCUCUUCAAAAACUAGCAAUUACAGAAGAAAUAUUCCUAACCAAGAUGGAAAAAGAAUUGCUAUGUCCAACCAAAGAAAAGAUUCUAGAUCGCAACAACAUGGUGGAUAUAAUCGUAACUCGGUUGACCGUAACAGACCUAGUUAUGAAAGAACUGGUAGGUCUGGAUCAUACAGUAGGAGAUAG